AUGAAGCAACACCUUAAAGCUCUUCCUCUCUACCUGCUAAUAGCCUUAUUUUCUAGUAUCCAAACAGUUUCAGCAAUUGAUUUUGUCUUCAAUGGCUUUUGUUCAUCUGAUAUAUCAGCCACGUAUGGGUAUGCUGUACGUGCAUCUCGAAUACUUGAUCUUACUUCUUAUUCGUCAUCAAUGGCGACAGCUGUAUAUCCUUCAAAGAUUGCCACAAAGAAAGCCAAUUCAUCUCAUGUUCUUCCCUUUUCAACAUCUUUCAUUUUUGCGAUGGAUAUAGACAGAUACAUGCAACAAACACAUAGCAUGGUUUUCGUGUUUUUGCCACACUUAAGUACUAAUACUAAUUUAUUUUUCAUGAACUUCACAAAUAAUGUGGAUCCCAAUAACAAUGUGUUUGGGGUUGAGUUUGAUGUUUUCAAGGAUCAACAAUUCAAUGACAUAAAUGAUAACCAUGUUGGAAUUGAUGUCAAUUCUCUUGCAUCUGUGUUUGCUCAUGAAGCAGGCUAUUGGCCUGAUAAUUACAGUAAGAAUAAUCAUAAUGGUAGCCUAAAUGAAGAGUCUUUCGAGACUUUAAAGUUGAAAGUUGGAGGAAACUACCAAGUUUGGAUCGACUAUGCAGAUUUCCGCAUUAAUGUGACUUUAGCACCGGUUGGUAUGAAAAGGCCUAAGCAACCUUUGUUGGAUUUUCCUUUGAAUCUUUCUCAAGUUUUUCAGGAUGAGAUGUAUGUGGGGUUCACAGUUGUAUCCACUAGAUAUCGUAGUCAAGGUCCCAAAAUCUUAGCUUGGAGUUUUAGUAACUCGAAUUUCUCGAUAGGUGAUGUUUUGAUCACUCAUGGUUUGCCUUCAGUAUUUGAGCUUUCUAAAGUCCAUCCAGUUUAUCGAUCAAAGGGAUUCAUUGCAUAUCGAUCGAAGGGAUUCAUUGCAGGUAUGACAAUUUCACUCAUCUUUCUUGUCGCUUCUAUAGCUUCAUUGUUUCUAAUUAAGAGAAGUAGGAUAAUGAAAAGGGAAAGAGAGGAUAUAGAAGAUUGGGAACUGGAAUAUUGGCCACAUAGGAUUAGUUAUCAAUUAAUAGAUGCUGCAACAAAGGGUUUUUCUGAUGAAAAUGUGAUUGGGAUGGGAGGUAAUGGGAAGGUUUACAAAGGGGUUUUGGCUGGGGGUUCAGAGGUUGCAGUAAAGCGCAUUCAUGAAAACAGCGAAGGGGAAAGACAAUUCUUGGCUGAGAUUUCAAGUCUUGGUAGGCUAAAGCACCGAAAUUUGGUAGCAUUAAGAGGCUGGUGCAGGAAAGGCAGGGGCAGCUUGAUUUUGGUUUAUGAUUAUAUGGAAAAUGGGAGCUUGGAUAAAAGACUGUUUGCAUGUGAUGUGAGAAACAUGUUGAGCUUUGAAGACAGAAUCAAGAUUUUGAAAGAUGUGGCAUCAGGGGUUCUAUACUUGCAUGAGGGGUGGGAGGCAAAAGUGUUGCAUAGGGACAUUAAGGCUAGCAAUGUUUUACUUGACAAAGAAAUGAAUGCAAGAAUAGGUGAUUUUGGUCUAGCUAGAAUGCAUGAUCAUGGUCAAGUGGCUAACGCGACUCGAGUUGUUGGCACGGUGGGUUACCUUGCACCAGAGUUUGUCAAGACUGGCCGUGCCUCCACACAAACUGAUGUGUUUAGUUAUGGAGUUCUAAUAUUGGAGGUGAUGUGUGGAAGGAGGCCAAUAGAGGAAGGCGAGCCCCCUUUAGUGGAUUGGCUGUGGGAACUAAUGAAACGAGGCGAAUUGAGUAACGCCUUUGAUAAUCAAUUAAGGACUGAUCAUGGAUUUGAUGAAGAGGAAGCCUUAAGGGUACUGCAAUUAGGCAUGAUAUGCGCGAGCCUAGACCCCAAAGCUAGGCCAACCACGAGACAAGUGGUGAAAUUCUUUGAAAAGAAUCGCGAGGUUGAUGGAUGUGAAGCUGAGGAUAUGGAUGUUAACCUUAGAUCGAAUACCCUGUUGUCCAAUUGUUGUUCUUCCAAAUCUAUUUCUUGGAUAAAUUCUCUGGUGGAGGGUAGAUGAGUUUAACACCUACGAAUACUA
Messenger RNA from Lycium barbarum (goji berry), 2052 nucleotides. Its product is annotated as L-type lectin-domain containing receptor kinase VII.1-like. The coding region runs from base 1 to 2031 and encodes 676 amino acids. Gene Ontology annotation, cellular component: plasma membrane. Lineage: Eukaryota; Viridiplantae; Streptophyta; Magnoliopsida; Solanales; Solanaceae. The record is from RefSeq and is a predicted model, not a curated record. The transcript has a single exon. Gene Ontology annotation, biological process: protein phosphorylation. Gene Ontology annotation, molecular function: protein kinase activity; ATP binding; carbohydrate binding.